This is a messenger RNA of Petromyzon marinus (sea lamprey), 1457 nucleotides long. Lineage: Eukaryota; Metazoa; Chordata; Hyperoartia; Petromyzontiformes; Petromyzontidae. The record is from RefSeq and is a predicted model, not a curated record.
AGCACCGCCUUGAUCUCACGCGCGUGUUCUCGUGGGGUUGUGGGGUUUGGGGGCUUUAUAUUCCACUCCGGACUCGAGGCAAAGCUUAGACUCUGCGUGGCCACACCGCCUGCCGACUCUCCCCUCGUCUCUCCUCUCCCGUCCGAGACUCAGCCGCCGACCAUGUCCGAGGAGGAAGUUUAUGAGGAGGAGGUCGAGGAGCAGGAAGAAGAAGCUGAAGAGGAGCCAGAACCGGAGGCAGAGGAGGAGGAGGAGGCGGAGGAGGAGGAGGUGGAGGAAGGAGAUGAAGGAAAGCCCAAGCAAAAGUUUGUUGUGCCCCAGAUCGUCGCUCCCAAAAUCCCAGAUGGAGAGAGGGUGGACUUUGACGACAUCCAUCGCAAGCGUCUGGAGAAGGACUUCAUGGAGCUGCAGGGUCUGAUCGACGCACACUUCGACAACAGGAAGCAGGAGGAAGAGGAACUCAUCGCCCUCAAGGAGAGAAUCGAGAAGCGCAGAACCGAGCGCUCGGAUCAGCAGAGAAUCCGCGCCGAGAAGGACAAGGAGCGCCAGGCUCGCAUCGCUGACGAGAAGGCUCGCAAGGAGGAGGACAGGGCGAGGAAGAUGGCAGAGGAUGACAUCAUGAAGAAGAAGGCCCUGUCCAACAUGGGAGCAGCGUACGGUGGCUACCUGCAGAAGGCGGAGAAGGGCCGCGGUAAGAAGCAGACGGAGCGGGAGAAGAAAAAGAAGAUCCUGGCCGACCGACGCAAGCCGCUCAACAUCGACCACCUGGGAGAGGAAAAACUCAAGGAGAAGGCCAAGGAGCUGUGGCAGUGGCUCUACGAUCUGGAGUCGGAGAAGUUUGACCUGCAGGAGAAGCUCAAGAGACAGAAAUACGACCAGCAAGAAAGGAACGAAAGGGAAGAAAGUGGGCGGCCGCUGGAAGUAGGCGGCGGGCCCUGGAGCAGCGGCCCGGCCGGAGGCGGCGGAGGAGGCGGCGGUGGCAUCGGCAGCGAGGCGCCUCGCCAACAACUGACAACGGCUCGACGUCUCCCCACCGUCACAACAGUCGCCCGGAAGAACAAAACCACAACAACAAUAACAACAACAAAAACGAAGGAAAAUCCGAGGCAGAACGGAGAGCCGGGAAAAAACCACUGCGGCGUUUUCGUCCCUUGCCAUCACCCGCCCGGGGGCUGACCCACCUCACGCCGCCACCACCACCACCACCACGUGCACCAUCGUCACAAACACCAUUUUAUUUAAGUGCGCGUCUGUCCCACCACGUGCUGUGUGGACACCCGGCGCGGUACGCUUGCGGGGCUUUGUACGCCACGCCGCUCAUCGAUCGUGAUGUCUCGCAAAUGUAGAUAAACGCAAAGUAAAACUUUUAUUUUUCCCUCAUCCCACUGCAGUUCUUUUUUUUUUCUGCUAGGUGUUGGCUUGAAUAGGAUUAAUAAAACUGUUACUAUUCAAAGUGA